UUUGUCUGAGGUGUACAGUACAACCUGCAUCGCGUGCUCCAAAGCACGCCUCUGUGCUCUAGGUAUGAAACUCUCGGCGCUCGGACUACCCUCGGCGCAGCACUUCAUUGCUCUCUUAAGAGCUUUGAUCGCCUUCUGCGGUGUCUUGGUACGGGAAUGUAUGGAGUUGAACAAACGCGGAGCAUCGUUUCUGUUGAAGAAAGCCGUGUCCCGAGGCCUGUCAACCUGGCGCUCGAGAUUUGAGAAGCGCCGCUUGGAUCUGUACGACGUCGGGGCUCGGGGAGAUCCCGUCAAGCUGGGCUUCCUCUAUCCGGAGCUCGAGUGGGAACUGGAAGCGCCGCAGCCGGAGCACGAAAUACAGCAUCACUUGGACGAGUUCCUCUGCUGGGGCUGCAACUCUUCGGGAGAGAGCCUCCUGGUCUGGGUGUCCAGGGAGCCCGGGGGAGUGGCGCGGGCCAGCCUGCGGCUCAGGGACAGCCAGGGCAGGACGUGGCUGCUGCCUGGAGCAGCGUUCCUCGACCGCUCCUCGCAGGAGUCGCGACGCUUCUCUACCGGGAGGCUCCAGUUGACCUGCCUGCGCCCCAUGAGGAGGUGGAAGGUGACCUUCAACGGACGCCUGAGGGAGGAACUUGCUGACGGAACGGGUGUUACUCGUCACGUUGAUCUUCGUCUGUUCAUCAAUGCUGGCAGCGACGUUUAUGACCACGACUACGACACGAGUGCUGAAGCUCGAGCCCUUUUCCUGGCGAAGGGUUCUUGGGGAGGUCUGGCUGGAGACAUGCCCAGGAACAACGCGUACGAACAGUCAGUCAACCUGUUCGGGACGCUCUCUGUAACCGGUGAAGAAACCGUUGGCAAGGAACUGCGGCUUUGGGGUCUACGUCAACGGAUGAGAGGACUCCGAGCUGACUGUUCUGGAACUACGAACCACAUUCUGGGCACCCUGUUGAACCGAACCGUUUUCCAUGUGUCUUCCGAGAAGAUUCGCAGCACCACCCUCCAUCGAGGCUUCGUGAUGGCGCCCAACCUGUUCCUGCACGCCGUGGACGAUUGGAAGGGACCUGAACAAGUGGGUGGCGAGGAGAGACUCCAGCUUCGAACGGCGCCCCACGUGUACGAUAUCUGUGUGGAGUUGUCUAACGGAAAAUCCAGCACAGGCAUCGCAGACGAUUGUUGCUUGGAAGUCGUCCACGAACUCAAACUAAAGACGGGAAAUACUCGAGGACAUGGAGUUCGCCUGGUGUUGCGCAGAAAACCAUCAACCUGGAAGCCCCCGGCUAUCGUCAGCAAGCCUCAAAGUAACAACGAGUUCCAGGACCUGCGUGUUGUGUGUCUCAGGGACGCGUCCGCGUGGGACACACGCCACUGUGGCGGGAAGGCUUCGUCGUUGGCCGUCCUGAGCGAGAUGGUACCGCUGUCUCGAGAGAAGUUCGCCGUCCCAGGCGCGAUUGUGCUUACAACAAGAGCUUACGGUGACUUACGUGACCACAACAAGCUAGCGACCUGCCUGAAGGAACUGGACACUUACCACAGAUUAAACAUUGACCAGAAGAAAGCCCUAUCAAUCAGGAUCUGCGAAGCUGUCGAAGGGGCCGAGAUGCCACCGAGCCUGGUGCUCCAACUUGAAACACAGCUGCGGAGCUCUAUGGGCGACCAGAUUGGCAGUAAGCGCUUUGCCGUGCGCUCAUCUGCUGUCGGCGAAGACUCGGAAGAAAUGUCCUGUGCCGGCCAGAUGGAGACAUUCCUCAAUGUAGCGGGGCUCCAAGAGGUGAUGCGCUGUGCUCUGAAGUGCUGGGCGUCACAGUUUCGACAUUCCGCACUUGAGUACAAAUGGCAGCACGGGCAGCCGCUGGAAGCACCCAUGGCGGUGUUGGUCCAGGAGAUGGUGCAGUCUGACGUGGCCGGAGUCCUGUUCACAUGCGACCCUGUCAGCGGCGAUCCCACGAGGCUUGUCAUCAACGCCAACUACGGUCUCGGUGAGUCCGUGGUGUCAUCACUUGCUGAGCCAGACACGGUGACCCUGGAGCGCUCAGAGGACGGGCAGAUGACUAUUUCUUAUAAGCACCUGGGCAAAAAGCAGCUGCAAGUUCUUGCCGCAGCGCAAGGAACAGAGGUUCAGAUGGUCGAUAACGCAGAGGAGUGCUGCAUCUCUGAAGAACAAGCUCUCAUUUUGGGCAGAGCAGCCCUGGAGGUGGGGAGGCUGCAUCCGGUGACGUCUGACCUUGACUUGGAGUGGGCAAUUGCAGAGGGAAAGCUGUAUCUGCUUCAGGCGCGGCCCAUCACUUCGCUUCACCGCGAGACGGACUUUGAGAUUGAGCACGAAUUGGACUCGGCACUGCUGUCAGAAGAUGAAUUCUACACGAGGGCCAACGUCGCCGAGGUACUUCCGGGAGCCACCAGCGCCCUCGGGGAAGACCUCUUCUUGCACUCCUUCACCCUCAUGUUCAAGAGUCGUAUGGUAAAAAAGUGCCUGUCCCCACCUUCACCAGACACAAUCUUCAUCAGGCCUUUCUUCAUUAUGGUCAGUCGAAACUGCCUGAUGAGCCUCAUGGAUGGCAUGUUCCAGCACAAUGAGGAGCAAAGCCUGAUGACCAAGGGGAUGUUCUAUGGUGUGCUAGGACGUCUCUACGAGUCCAAGGACGUCGCAGCCAAGUUUGUGGAGAGGAACGGACAUCCGAGCAAGCUGACCGGUUUCCAACAGAUGGCCUUUCUUCUCAGGGCUCAGUGCUGGAAGGAACACUAUCUCCAGCUUGCCAAGGAUGCCAUAAAGAACAUGCGCAUUGAUCUCACGGAGGAACAGACAGCGCUGGAGAUGUUCGACGUUAUUUCGAAGUCACUGCCACUUCCACAAGAGCCUCACUUUAACCUGAUGACCACCUCCAUGCUCUCCUCCAUGAGCAACGUGAUGCUCCUCGUGACCUUGGGCAGCGUUUCCGGAGACCUGACACCCGAAGUUUUCUCAGACCUCGCCACGCUGUUGUCCAACUGCCAGCAGGUGGAGAGCGCCGAUGUUCCCGCCAGGCUGAAGGAACUGUCCAGAGUUAUCCGCAAGUUUCGAACCGACUUCGCUCAACUGACCAGCGAGCAAGCUCGCAGCUACCUUGAGCAGAACGACGAAGAACCAGGCCGACUCUACCGGGAGCUCAUACGUUGCCACGGUCAUCGGUGCAUCAAAGAGUUUGACAUGCAGUCCGUACCUUGGCAACUGGACCCCGAGCCCCUGAUAACCACUUUGCAGCAUGCAGUUGCUUCACCAGAGCCAGCUUCCGUGUCACCAACUGAACCGAUCUUGAGUACACCACUCAAUUUAUGGCGAAGGAUGGCGCUGCGGCUGCUGGUGCCUUGGACGAAGCAAGCAGUGGCUGGUCGAGAAAGAGCGAAGGCGCUCACGGUUCGAAGUGUCCACAUCUUCCGACUGGCCCUGAUCAAGCUCGGCCGCAAGAUGGUGCAGGAAGGCCGUCUGCCGGACCCCAGACUAGUCUUCCACCUGGAACUCGAUGAACUACGUCGUCUGCUGGACACGCGGUCAGCCGCCCUCGUGCUCAAAGCCAUCCGCAGGAACCGGAUUCACCCGGCUCUGGGCCAGCUGCGCUUCCCGGACAUCGUGCGUGGCGUCCCCUGUCCCGUGGGAAGCCCGGGCGCAGAACCUCAAGGCCCACGAGAUCCCAGCUGCGUUAAAGGAACUCCGGUGAGCCGCGGCAGUGUCACGGCUCCUGCAAGAGUUGUCAAGACUUUGGAUGCCGCACACUGUAUUCAGCCCGGCGACAUUUUGGUGACCAACGCGACAGACAUCGGCUGGAGCCCAUACUUUCCUCUGCUCGCCGGACUCGUCACCGAGCUUGGAGGCCUGCUCUCCCAUGGUGCGGUCAUUGCGAGGGAAUACGGCCUGCCCUGCGUCGUCGGCGUCGAGAAUGCUACCGACAUCUUCGCCUCAGGUGACAUCAUUCUCCUGGAUGCUACUCGGGGCAUGGUUACCACCAUCAAAACUGCCGCUGCCCAAGAGGAUUCGUAAUUGUGGAAGUAAUCUAAUCGGAUGAUCCCAUAAAGACAAGGUUCAAAAGAAUCAAUGAAUCCCUCAAGUGUCACUGUAUCUUU
This is a messenger RNA of Ixodes scapularis (black-legged tick), 4095 nucleotides long. Its product is annotated as putative phosphoenolpyruvate synthase. Gene Ontology annotation, biological process: phosphorylation. Gene Ontology annotation, molecular function: ATP binding; kinase activity. The record is from RefSeq and is a predicted model, not a curated record. NCBI's taxonomy places the organism in Eukaryota, Metazoa, Arthropoda, Arachnida, Ixodida, Ixodidae. The transcript is spliced from 42 exons. The coding region runs from base 65 to 4012 and encodes 1315 amino acids.